Messenger RNA from Penaeus chinensis, 1248 nucleotides. RefSeq names its product formin-like protein 20. The transcript has 5 exons. The record is from RefSeq and is a predicted model, not a curated record. Lineage: Eukaryota; Metazoa; Arthropoda; Malacostraca; Decapoda; Penaeidae. The annotation marks the transcript as partial.
CCCCCCCCCCCCCCCCCCCCCCCCCCCCCCCCCCCCCCCCCCCCCCCUCCCCCCCCCCCCCCCCCCCCCCCCCCCCCCCCCCCCCCCCCCCCCCCCCCCCCCCCCCCCCCCCCCCCCCCCCCCCCCCCCCCCCCCCCCCCCCCCCCCCCCCCCCCCCCCCCCCCCCCCCCCCCCCCCCCCCCCCCCCCCCCCCCCCCCCCCCCCCCCCCCCCCCCCCCCCCCCCCCCCCCCCCCCCCCCCCCCCCCCCCCCCCCCCCCCCCCCCCCCCCCCCACCCCCCCCCCCCCCCCACCCCCCCCCCCCCCCCCCCCCCCCCCCCCCCCCCCCCCCCCCCCCCCCCCCCCCCCCCCCCCCCCCCCCCCCCCCCCCCCCCCCCCCCCCCCCCCCCCCCCCCCCCCCCCCCCCCCCCCCCCCCCCCCCCCCCCCCCCCCCCCCCCCCCCCCCCCCCCCCCCACCCCCCCCCCCCCCCCCCCCCCCCCCCCCCCCCCCCCCCCCCCCCCCCCCCCCCCCCCCCCCCCCCCCCCCCCCCCCCCCCCCCCCCCCCCCCCCCCCCCCCCCCCCCCCCCCCCCACCCCCCCCCCCCCCCCCCCCCCCCCCCCCCCCCCCCCCCCCCCCCCCCCCCCCCCCACCCCCCCCCCCCCCCCCCCCCCCCCCCCCUCCCCCCACCCCCCCCCCCCCCCCCCCCCCCUCCCCCCCCCCCCCCCCCCCCCCCCCCCCCCCCCCCCCCCCCCCCCCCCCCCCCACCCCCCCCCCCCCCCCCCCCACCCCCCCCCCCCCCCCCCCCCACCCCCCCGCCCCCCCCUUCCCUAAGCCUGUGCUUGGUGGAGAUUCCGCUCAGCGUGUCGUUAAUAGGCGAAGGGUCUUCGCGCGGACGGACGUUGCAAGGCGGGGAAUUUUCGAGCGGUCGCCCAGCGGCCUUAGCAGGGCUUUUGCCUCCUUAUCUCCCGGCUCUAAUGGCAGUCAUGUGCCGGAGUCUAAUCAAGAGAACAACGGUGUCUCGCGAGCAAGCGGAUCCGCCGCGCGAAGAUUGGAAGAUAUCGAAGUAGAGAUAAUAGUUGUCAUCGCAGCGAGGCGGCACCACCCAGCUGCUUUUAGUACCCCCUUAAUAGGCGCCACCCUCCCGGCCGGCUACAUUGAUCAUGCAAUUAGGAACCCAAAUUGCGUGGCCGCCGCGUCUCGUGCAGCAGUAUUUUAUCUCUAUUGUAUUCCUGGGUCCAAAUCUGCCCUAGAUGGCAUCAGACCAACGUAA